This is a messenger RNA of Manihot esculenta (cassava), 1295 nucleotides long. Its product is annotated as ankyrin repeat-containing protein BDA1. Bases 71 to 721 code for a protein of 216 amino acids. Lineage: Eukaryota; Viridiplantae; Streptophyta; Magnoliopsida; Malpighiales; Euphorbiaceae. The transcript has a single exon. Gene Ontology annotation, molecular function: protein binding. The record is from RefSeq and is a predicted model, not a curated record.
UAAAAAGAUAAUAAUAUUUUUUUAAUCCCUGCAAGAAUUUCUACCUUCUGUGCUUAUUUAUAGGACCAUCAUGCUAAGACCACCUCUAGCCAAGACAAUUUUGUUCCCUUCUAGCAAAGAGCUCCUUACCAAUACAAUGGACGCAAUAUUAUUUGAAGCUGCUCAAAGGGGAGAGGUCAAUUUCUUGCAACAACUGCUGAGAGAAAACCCACUUAUCCUUGACAACGUUGCACUGUUGUCUACUGAGAAUCUCCUCAAUGUCGCUCUGAUAACUGGAAACGUUAGCUUUGUCAAGGAGAUUACAAGGUUAAAACCCCAUUUUGUCAAAGAAUUAAAUCAAGAUGGUUUUAGCCAUAUGCAUAUUGCAGCAGCUCAUGGCCAUGUGGAGAUUGUAAAGGAGUUGAUAGAAGUUGACCCCAAUCUUUGCCGGUUAGAGGGAAGAGAAAAAAGAACUCCUCUUCAUUAUGCAGCCAUUAAAGGGAGAGUUGAGGUAAUCAAUGUUUUGCUUUGCAGUUGUCCUGAAUGUAUUGUUGCUGUGACAGUUGAAAGAGAGACUGCUCUACACCUUGCUGUUAAGAACCAUCAAUUUCAAGCAACAGAGGUAUUGGUCAAAUGGAUCAGAGAAAAUAACAAGGAUGAAGUGUUCAGUAUAACAGAUGAACAACGCAAUACAGUCCUGCACCUUGCAAUCUGGAAAAGACAACGCCAGGCAAGCUAUUAAUCUUAAUUUUUGUUUACUAUAUAUCCUUUAAUAAAUCUAAUUAAGCAAUAAAAAUCAACUACAAUAAUAUAUCAUUUGCUAAAUGAGGUUGUAUUGUAGAUGCAGAAGUUGCAGUCGUUUGACCAGCUAAAUGUCUAGAGAGAUUUAACAUUAACAGAAAUUAUAAAAAAAGAAUAAUUAAAAACAAAAUCCUUGCAGGUUGUAGAAUUAUUACUUGACAGCAGGCUCGUUGGAAGUAAAUGCCAUGAACCAUUACGGCCUCACUGCACUGGAUGUGCUGCUAAUGUCCCCCAGUGAAGCAGGUGGUCGGGGAAUUGUUCAGAUGCUUUUACAUGCUGAAGCUAUGAGGGGAAGAGAUAUUACCCUUUCGACCAUUUCUCAUAAUCGAACCUUUACUAACAUAUCCACUGCCCCACAAACAGAUCGAUCACAGCUAAGUGGCAUGGUAGAGUACUUCAAGUUUAAGAGAGGUAGAGUUUGUCCAAAUUAGAGUUUUUUCUAUCUAUUUUUUCAUUAAAAGUGUAAAAAUAUUUUUAUUACUCUUUUUAAAUGGAUAAACUUGAUACUUGAAUUU